CGCUUCGUAGCAGCGCGGGAAUUUUAAUUACACGGACAUGGAUUCGGGAUCGGAAGGCAACAGUUCUUUGAAUGCGAGGUUGUCCUCCAAUGGAAGCUUUAGCAAUACCGAAGGUGAUCUUUAUCAGGAAACACUGGAACAAGCUUCAGCAUAUCUGUGGAUAUCUGUUUCUCCCAUAUUUCUAUUUGUUGGAAUAUUUGGAAACAUUUUGAACUUGUUUGUUUUGCGGAGAAUGCGUUUUGAGAAAAAUCCCACCUUAAUUCUGCUUGUAUUCCUAAGUGUUACAGACAUGACCGUUCUUUUAGUAGGCUUGCCCAGAUACUGGGCCCGGGAGGCCGUAAACUUUGACCUGCGAACAGUUUCUCAAUUUAGCUGCAAGUUCAGUUUGUUUCUUAUAUACACCUCUAUGCAGCUGUCGUCGUGGAUUCUUGUGAUGGUGUCAAUAAUUCGUAUGCUCAAAACUGUGUUACCUUUACAUUUUCCUAAGAAUAAAAUGAGAGUGACUCGAAGAAACACGCUGAUCGCUUUUGCUAUAGUGGUUGUUGUACUUUGUAUUAUUAACUUUCAUCUCUUCAUUACCAAUGGUAUAUUGAUAGAGGACGGGGACACCUCCUGUACUUCGCUUACACAAGACUACCUAUAUUUCGACGAAUAUGUUUUCGUUUACGUUGACUUUCUCGUUCUUUCAGUUUUUCCCGCAAUCAUUAUCAUAAUUUGCAAUAUUUUAAUUUAUUUUGUUUUGAAAAAUUUGAAACAGAGACGCGCAUCUGCAUCUUCCAUGGACAAAACUACAACAGAUUCUGUCUCCAGAGUUACACGUAUGCUUUUCGUCACGAGUACAUACUUUGUUAUAGCAACAGCUCCAAUAUCUGUUCAUUUCAUUGUUGAUUCUUAUGUUCGACCUAAUGCAGAUGGAUUGACAGAAGCAAAAUUGGACUUAUCUUUCACAGUACUUUAUUUGUUCGAGUUUUCUCAUUUCGUCAUCAAUUUCUACUGUUACACAGUCACCAAUAAAAGAUUUAGAAAAACCUUGCACAAGCUGAAGGACGAUAUGAGAAACAGAAUUUUCCGUCAGAGCCGUGUACCAUCUGACUCGUACGAUGUGAACAGCACCGUGGAUUCAAAUAAAAAGUGUUCAGGCAGUGCAGUAUCUAAAUCAACGUAGUCUACAUUCCAGACUUUUCCCGCCAAUAGCUGAAACGGGAAGUCUAUCUACUUUGAAACCGGAGGGACUCUUAACUCGCGAAGAAUUUGACAACGGAAUUUUUUUUAGGUUCAGUCCAAAAUGUUCCUCGGAAUUUUGAAAUACAUGUAAUUGGAAGACAAUCUAAUCAGUAACAAAAUUCAUUUUACAGAGGCAUUCUUCAUUAAUUAUUAUUGUUUCUUUAUGUUUAUAUAGUGUGAAUCUAUGAUUGGCACUCUAAAUAUUUUAAAAUAUCCAUAGGCUUUUUCAAUUUGGAUAGGGGAAAUAUAAUUUGAACCGUGAAAUCUUUCUUCAAAGGAUAGGUAAUAAUUACUUUCAAUGCAUACAAAUACAAAUGCAUAGUUGACAAUUUUCUAUGACAUGCAAAAUUUGAUUC
Saccostrea echinata is the source of this 1580-nucleotide messenger RNA. RefSeq names its product neuromedin-U receptor 2-like. Lineage: Eukaryota; Metazoa; Mollusca; Bivalvia; Ostreida; Ostreidae. Gene Ontology annotation, molecular function: G protein-coupled receptor activity. Gene Ontology annotation, biological process: G protein-coupled receptor signaling pathway. The coding region runs from base 38 to 1165 and encodes 375 amino acids. The transcript is spliced from 2 exons. The record is from RefSeq and is a predicted model, not a curated record. Gene Ontology annotation, cellular component: plasma membrane.